Talaromyces stipitatus ATCC 10500 is the source of this 1290-nucleotide messenger RNA. RefSeq names its product Mitochondrial import inner membrane translocase subunit TIM23, putative. The transcript is spliced from 2 exons. The record is from RefSeq and is a predicted model, not a curated record. Gene Ontology annotation, biological process: protein import into mitochondrial matrix. Bases 187 to 807 code for a protein of 206 amino acids. Gene Ontology annotation, molecular function: transmembrane protein transporter activity. NCBI's taxonomy places the organism in Eukaryota, Fungi, Ascomycota, Eurotiomycetes, Eurotiales, Trichocomaceae. Gene Ontology annotation, cellular component: TIM23 mitochondrial import inner membrane translocase complex; mitochondrial inner membrane.
GAUCUUGCCGUCAGCGAAGGAAAAAGAAGUUUUUAUCGGAACUCUCGAUGUUCGUCCAUCCAGUCCAUCACUCCAUACCGAAUCCGCCAUCUUCUCGGUAAUCUACUGUCAUUUACGACUUAUUUAAUUUCUAUUGCCACGUUCAAUCUGCUUCCCGUGUACAUCGGUUGAUUAUUCCUACCUGCCAUGGCUAUUUGGGACUCGUUCAGCGGCCGCAAGGCGACCACAAACCAAGAUACCUUCGAUCCCAGUUCUGCACAAGAUGUGUCGUCCUUCCUGGGCCAGGCAUCCUUUCCAGACCCAUCUCAACUUCAUCCGCUUGCAGGUCUCAACCAGGACACGCUUGAUUAUCUCACACUAGAAGACUCUACGUUGGACGAGCUACCCGGCUCGCGGUCAGCUCUACCCUCCAGAGGCUGGUCUGAUGAUUUGUGUUACGGUACUGGAUCGACAUAUUUGGCCGGGCUCCUAAUAGGAGGAACAUGGGGAUUAGCAGAAGGCCUUCAACGAACGCCAGCUAGCGCUCCCCCCAAGCUGCGUCUCAACGGUGUACUUAACUCGAUUACUCGAAGAGGACCAUUCUUGGGAAACAGCGCGGGUGUCGUGGCUAUGGUCUAUAAUGGUAUCAACUCGAUGAUUGGGUAUACUCGUGGCAAGCACGAUGCUGCCAAUAGCAUUGUUGCUGGUGCUCUGAGUGGAAUGAUUUUCAAGAGUACCCGAGGCACAAGACCUAUGCUUAUUUCGGGCGGUAUUGUUGCUAGCAUAGCUGGAGCGUGGACUGUUACUCGAAAGGCCCUCUUCGAAUAAACAAACCUCCAUCGAAACGGAAAACUUCUUCGCAUCGCCGCUUAUCUUCGUUCUCAGCGUCGUAUUGCCAGCCGACAUUGAGUUAGUGAGACCUCUACUUAUAGAGUCCAUUUUCGGCAACUAACCCGCGCUUCAUUCUCGCGCAGUGUAUCAACAAAGUUCAUUUUGGAUUUUCAAUAACUCGGACCUACUUCUUCACUCCGGCGUCAGGGCUUAUUAUGAAUGUUUGGCAUCUCUUGAUGGGUUCAGACCGGAUAUGCUCAAUUGGAUUUGUAUUGUACAUAUAGAAACUUCCUUUUUUUUUUCUCUUCUGUUUCAUCUUAUGGUUGUUUCGUCUUCUCAUUUCAGCGGCUAUUUAUGUUAGCAUGGCGGUGACCGCAUGGUUAUUAGAUAAUACAUGUUGCAAUGAGCACAUAUCAGACAUCAUUACCCGUCGUUUCUAGGGCCAGGAUAAUAGAUCAAUGCCACAAUGAUUGAGCGCUA